This is a messenger RNA of Meloidogyne enterolobii, 1461 nucleotides long. The record is from the annotation of a GenBank genome assembly. Lineage: Eukaryota; Metazoa; Nematoda; Chromadorea; Rhabditida; Meloidogynidae.
AUGCUUCAGUGCAUUAUUAAACUUACUUUAUUUUUAUUUAAUUUAUUUUAUUUUUUAUUCUGUUUUGUAUAUUUGGCCGUUCAUGCUAGUCCACAUGAAAGAAGAUUGUAUGAAGAUCUCCUGCGCGACUAUAAUGUUUUGGAACGCCCUGUGGAAAAUCAUUCUCAUCCAGUAACAGUACAUUUAAAAGUGUCUCUUCAGCAAUUAAUUGAUGUGGACGAAAAGAAUCAGAUUGUACAUGUUAAUGCUUGGCUAGACUAUCUUUGGAAUGAUUAUAAAUUGCGAUGGGAUCCUAAUGAAUAUGGAAAUAUCAGUGAUGUUCGCUUCCCUGCUGGCAAAAUUUGGAAGCCUGAUGUUCUUUUGUAUAAUUCUGUUGAUCCAAAUUUUGAUUCAACAUACCCAACAAAUAUGAUUGUCUAUAGCAAUGGUGAUAUCAGUUGGGUGCCACCAGGAAUCUUCAAAAUUAGCUGUUUCCCUUUGACGAACAAAGAUGUUUCUUUAAAUUUGGGAGGAUUCGAUACAAGUGAAUAUUUAUCCAAUGGAGAAUGGGCUUUACCUAUGACAACAGUGGCACGAAGCGAGAAAUUUUAUGAUUGUUGUCCAAAGGAGCCUUAUCCCGAUUUAACAUUUUAUUUACAUAUGAGACGUCGAACUCUUUAUUAUGGAUUUAAUUUAAUUAUGCCGUGUCUUCUAACAACGAUGAUGUCUCUUCUUGGUUUUACUCUUCCACCAGAAGCUGGAGAAAAAAUUACUCUACAAAUCACUGUCCUCCUAUCCAUCUGCUUUUUCCUCUCAAUUCUAUCAGAGAUGUCCCCUCCUACUUCUGAAGCAGUUCCUCUACUUGGCCUUUUCUUUUCUUCAUGCAUGUUGAUAGUUACUGCAUCUACUGUGUUUACUGUUCUAAAUUUGCAUUAUCGAACGCCAGAAACUCAUGAAAUGGGAAAAACAGCGCGCACUCUUCUUCUCUAUUGGCUGCCGUGGAUGUUGCGCAUGGAAAGGCCUGGGAUAAUUCUUAGCUGGGAAACACUACCUUCAUUGUUGCCCUGCUCUAGGCCAAAAAAUCAAAGUCAGUCACUAAUUCGGAAUGUUAAGGACAACGAAACUGGCUCAAGAGCUUCAUUGGAAAUUGAUCAUCGAGUCCAUCAAUUGCUUUAUGGAAAUGGUGAUUGUAGUCGAAGAAAAAAUCUGUUGUUACAAAGAGGAGCUACUAUAGAUAAUGAAAGCAGCAAAGUGGAUUCAAAUAGAGAACAUCAAGCUCUACUUUUGACAUUACAAAGAAUUGCUAGAGAAUUGAGGUUAAUCACUCGAAGAAUGACAGAGGCAGAUCGAGAAGGCGAACAAUCGAGCAACUGGAAAUUUGCGGCAAUGGUGGUUGAUCGUCUCUGCCUAUAUAUUUUUUCGUUUUUGAUGAUUGGAACCGUGGUUGGAGUUUGUGUUUCAGCACCAUAUAUUAUUGCAUAA